CAAUAAUCUGUUGUGACGACAUUAAUCCCUACACUACAAAAAGCUCGGUGCCGCUGGUCCUGCACACAGACACCCCACACUUCCUCGCCAACGACUUGACGUCUCACACAGAUCGUCCUGACCCCCGCGUGAAGAGCAGCAGACAUGGCUGUCGUCAGUGGAACUUACCGCAUGGUGUCGGAGGAGGAGCAGGCUCUCCGGGCCAAGCUGGAGCGCCUCACCGUCAAGGACCACGGUCCAGUGUUCGGACCCAGCCCCAGCCUGCCAGACCACACCCGACAGAAGGCCAAAGACGAGCUGAACGAGACGGACGAGAAGCGCGUGUCGGCGGUGAAGGAGCUGCGAGGCAUCAUGAAGGAGAAGGCGGACGCAGGGGACGAGCUGGCCAAGGGGGUGCAGGACACUUUUGGGGAGAAACCCGACAGCAUGCUAGUCCGCUUUAUCCGGGCCAGGAAGUACGACGUCCCCAGAGCCUUUGAACUCUUGAAGGGUUACGUGCGCUUCAGGAAGGAGUACCCCGAGCUCUUUGAGAACUUGACUCCAGAGGCCGUACGCAGCACCAUCGAGGCCGGCUACCCCGGCAUCCUGCAGAGCCGAGACAAGUACGGCCGCGUGGUUCUGCUCUUCAACAUCGAAAACUGGGACUACGAGGAGAUCACCUUCGACGAGAUCCUGCGGGCCUACUGUGUCAUCCUGGAGAAACUUCUGGAGAACGAGGAGACUCAGAUCAACGGCUUCUGCAUCAUUGAGAACUUCAAAGGCUUCACCAUGCAGCAGGCGUCCGGUAUCAAACCCACGGAGCUCAAGAAGAUGGUGGACAUGCUGCAGGACUCGUUCCCGGCUCGUUUCAAAGCGGUGCACUUCAUCCACCAGCCGUGGUACUUCACCACCACCUACAACGUGGUCAAGCCCCUCAUGAAGAGCAAGCUGUUGGAGAGGGUCUUUGUGCACGGGGACGAGCUGGAGAACUACUACAAGGAGUUCGAUGCCGAUAUUCUUCCCUCAGAGUUUGACGGGAAGGCGGCCAAAUACGACGGCAAAGCCACGGCGGCCAAGUUGUUCGACUAAACGCUUCUUUUUGUUCAGAGUCCCAUUAAAACUCCAUAGACUGCUGAGAGUGUGAGCAAGGAUGACUUCUUUUUCUUCUUUUUUUGGGUGGGGUCCUGACAAAGACUAAAGCGCCUUUUGACUAACCGGACCUUGUAUUGUACCAACACUGCGCUGAAGCCACUUUUAUCAGUUAACGGGUGUCAAAGUGUGGCACAGGGACCAUUCACAGUCCGCACCCUGAUCUUUACUGGCCUGUGCCAUCAGCGACCUGAAAACAUAGCUCUCACCCGAAAACAUCAGGAAGCAUAAUUUAAGUCAAAAUACCACACAAAUCUGUGUUAUGCAGGCUCCAUCUGGUUGUACGCCAAAUAACCACCUAAUUAAGUGUUACCGUUCAAACUGUGUGUAAUGUUACAGGGGCCAAAAAUAUUAAAUAGACUUGUUGAAUAAAACCUCUGCCCUGUUUUUAAUAAAUACUUAGGCCCACUGCGCUACUGUUGGUCAUUAAAAGCAUUGUCUGAAGUUGUUCUUUUAGAGAACCACCAGCUUAGAGCAUGUUGACGUACUUUAAUUGGUUUGAGCCGGUUCAAUAAGCUUUAAGGCUAAGUUUGGACCCCUCCAUUCUAGUAAAUAAAUAAAUGAUAAAUGGGUUGUACUUGUAUAGCGCUUUUCUACCUUCAAGGUACUCAAAGCGCUUUGACACUACUUCCACAUUUACCCAUUCACAAACACAUUCACACACUGAUGGAGGGAGCUGCCAUGCAAGGCGCUAACCAGCACCCAUCAGGAGCAAGGGUGAAGUGUCUUGCUCAGGACACAACGGACGCAACGAAGUUGGUACUAGGUGGGGAUUGAACCAGGGACCCUCAGGCUGCGCACGGCCACUUUUCCUACUGCGCCACGCCUUUUAAGGAGCCUAAUUUGCACGAUAACAACAAAAAUUGGACCACUGGACCAGUUUUCUCUACUUCCAUGGUUUAGUUUAGAACACGUGCCUCACACUCGCAAGUGAAUGAGAAUUCAAUAUGGAUCAAUUUGAACAAAUCUUUAGUUAUUUGUUAGGACUAUUAAAAAAAUAAAAUCUGUGGUGCUCCCAAGGACCACUCGAUUAAGCGUGUGUACUAAUAGUGAUACAAAAACCCAUCCAUCCAUUUUUUACCGCUUAUGCCUUUCGGGGUCGCUGGACCCUAUCUCAGCUACAAUCGGGCGGAAGCCGGCGUACACCCUGGACAAGUCGCCACCUAAAAAUCAGUCAUUUAAAAUAUCAUCCAUUCCUUUAUCAUCAAUAAAUGUCAUAUUUGGUCUUGGGCUUUUUCUGGACCCCUUGAGCACCCACUCCCUCUAAACAGGCUAUUAUUUUGUGGUGAAAGUGUUCAAUAAGUGUCUGCUUGUGUCUGUUCUUCUCUGCAAUACUCUCAAUAUUACUGUUACCCAUUGUGCUACCUGCUGUACCAGUUGAUGUACAAUAAAAUGUACUGUAUAUAUAAA
Molecule: messenger RNA, 2538 nt
Organism: Nerophis ophidion (straightnose pipefish)
Lineage: Eukaryota; Metazoa; Chordata; Actinopteri; Syngnathiformes; Syngnathidae
Product: retinaldehyde-binding protein 1-like
Exons: 8
Coding region: 145-1068 (307 amino acids)
Cellular component (GO): membrane
Molecular function (GO): phosphatidylinositol bisphosphate binding
Source: RefSeq, a predicted model, not a curated record